CUCCCAAGUGCUAUUCUCCAGGAAGGUCAGUGGAUUUCCUCAGAGACAUUCUCUGGUCACUCAGUGAAGGAACAUUUCAGCACCAUGCAUGGCACAGAGAACAUUGAGCCUAAUCUGUACGAUGAAGGACGCAGAAACGUCCCCCGAGCUUAUUCCAAUGCCAAGGAAAGCGACGUCCAUGAGUUCAUACCUUUUGAAUUGGAGCCACGAGGUCCUGCUCCUUCUCAACAAGGAGUCCUACAGGUGACCCAGGUUGACAUGCUCUGGGAAAAGAACAUGGCUGAUCACCACACCAAACUGUUUUCUGGGGCACAUUUCGUCAUACGUAGGGGCCAGGAAUUCCAGGUGAAAAUCACCUUUAAUCGAGCCUACCAUCCUGACAAGGACAAGUUCCAACUGGAGUUUCGUAUCGGUUCCAGCCCAAAUCUGAGUGAAAAAACUAUUGCCAUAGUUUCUUCCUUCCCAAGUAAGAGAAAGCUGUGGAACGGCCAUUUGCUGAAAAACACUGGCAAUACUGUCCUGAUGGGCAUCACUCCAUCUGCCUCUUGCAUUGUGGGAAAAUAUUCCAUGUAUGUGGUGGUGAUCACAUCUGCAGGCCGCUUUAGGGACAAGAACCACUCUCAAGAAGUUUACAUUUUGUUUAACCCUUGGGCUCCACAUGACAUUGUGUUCAUGCCCAAUAACAAUGAGCAAGAAGAGUAUGUCCUGAACCAAGUGGGCAUGCUGUACUGUGGGGACAGUCAGAAUGUUUUGAGCAGACCCUGGAAUUAUGGGCAGUUUGAGAUGGGGAUUCUGGAUGCCUGUCUCUUUAUCAUGGAUAAGUGUAACAUUCCGCUGAUUUACAGAGGAGAUCCAAUCAAAAUUAUUCGACGCAUAUCUGACAAGCUGAACUCAAAGGAUGAUGAUGGCGUCCUGGUGGGGAACUGGAGUGAUGACUACACUUUUGGCACUGCACCCGCAUCCUGGGCAGGCAGUGUGGAGAUCCUGCUCUCUUAUGCCAGCAGUGGGAUUCCUGUGUGUUAUGCACAGUGCUGGGUGUUUGCUGGAGUCUUCAACACCAUUCUCCGGUGCCUGGGAAUUCCAUCACGGACUGUCACCGCUUACAAGUCUGCUCAUGACAAUUACGGCAACUUAAAGACAAACAUGAUUGUUGACCAGAGUGGGAGAUUUGAUAUGGAUUUCACUACGGAUUCCAUCUGGAACUUCCACUGCUGGAAUGAGGUCUACAUGGCCAGACCGGACCUCCCUGUGGGUUUUGGCGGCUGGCAGGUGGUUGAUGCCACCCCCCAAAACAAUGCUGAUGGCUACCACAGAUCUGGUCCUGCAUCUGUCUACGCGAUAAAGCAAGGCAUGAUCUGCUAUCCAUUUGAUGCAUCAUACAUGUUUUCAGAGGUGAACAGCGAUGUCAUAGUUCACCGACGAGAGCAAGACAACAGGCUGACAAAACUGUUUGUUGACCACGAUUUUGCGGGAGAGAAGGUUCUGACCAAGCAGAUUGGUCAGAAUAUCUGGACUGACAUCACUAACCAGUACAAAUAUCCUACAGGAAGCUCAGAAAGGCAGGAGGCCUUGCGGAUCGCUGAGAGUUACGGAUGUUCUCGGGAUCAGCGGGAUUUAUCCAAGGCGGAUGUGAAGAUAAAGGCCACAUUACCAGAUACAGAGAUCGGCAAGGACUUCAAGCUGAGCAUUGAGUUGGAGAACUUGGGGAAAUCCUUGUACAACAUCGACGUUUCCAUCACUGGCAACGUCGUUUACUACACGGGGGUCUUGGGUCCCCAGUUCAAGUUCAAGAAUUUCCUGGUGAAGGUGGAUCCUUCUAAAACGGUAACUGAACAUGUAGAAGUGAAGGCUGCAGAGUAUAUGGGCAAGCUGCUGGAUCAGUGCUCCCUGAAUUUCUUGGUCUUGGCAGAAAUCAAAGAAACGGGGCAGGUUGUCACCACCAUGCAGCACGCGAACCUGCAGGCCCCGAAACCUGCGCUAAAGAUGUCAGGCAGCUACAAGCUGAAAGAGGAGAUGACAGUCACCCUGCAAUUUACCAACUCUCUGAAAUUUGAUCUGGAGAACAUCGCUGUUAAGAUGGAAGGGCCGGGGGUUUUUCAGACGAAAAAUAAAAACUACAAACUCAUUGCCAGAGAUUCCUCCAUCACCUGGACUGAGUCCUUCACCCCAGAUACGGAGGGUCAGAAGACUCUGAUCGCCUGUCUGGACUGUGCCUUCCUCAGGCAGGUGUUCUGUCAUGUGGAUUUCACCAUCAAUCCUUAAGACCACGAUCCAAAACAUGCCGUAUCAGCAGUGCUUCUUUGUUUCGCUGUUCUUUUCGACUCAGAUCUGUCUUUCAUCAUUAUAUAAUCUUCACUACUCCAAUUAAUUUUGAAUCUCAGACAGUCUGGGGCCAUAUGCAACCUACAAAUGGGUGCAAUUCUUACAAAACCCAGGCUGUUACAGAUUUUUAUUCCAUGGUAAAUCAAUAUUGAAUAUUUACAUCUACAUUUUUGAAUAAUCUCUUCAUAGUUAGUAAAAACUCUUCAUUGUACUCUGGUCAAGACACCAGUGUUUCAUGAAAGCAAAACAUAUCAGAAUAAGCCAUCAGAAAUCUACCAUAGCUACCCUGUGUUUUCCUUGGCAUGAUUCAGACGAGAUUGUCCAAUAUAAUGGUUAAGCCUCCUGAUUUACAUUUCUAUUAGCUGAUUAAAACCUCUGCCUGCUUUGCUUUUGAUUGAUA
Brienomyrus brachyistius is the source of this 2722-nucleotide messenger RNA. RefSeq names its product coagulation factor XIII A chain-like. NCBI's taxonomy places the organism in Eukaryota, Metazoa, Chordata, Actinopteri, Osteoglossiformes, Mormyridae. Bases 85 to 2262 code for a protein of 725 amino acids. Gene Ontology annotation, molecular function: protein-glutamine gamma-glutamyltransferase activity. Gene Ontology annotation, biological process: blood coagulation, fibrin clot formation; peptide cross-linking. The transcript has 15 exons. The record is from RefSeq and is a predicted model, not a curated record.